Dendrobium catenatum is the source of this 1791-nucleotide messenger RNA. Its product is annotated as E3 ubiquitin-protein ligase SPL2. Gene Ontology annotation, molecular function: ubiquitin-protein transferase activity. Gene Ontology annotation, biological process: organelle organization; protein ubiquitination. NCBI's taxonomy places the organism in Eukaryota, Viridiplantae, Streptophyta, Magnoliopsida, Asparagales, Orchidaceae. The coding region runs from base 169 to 1341 and encodes 390 amino acids. The transcript has 7 exons. The record is from RefSeq and is a predicted model, not a curated record.
AUCAAAGGACAGAAAAUGGGGAAAUAUGCUCCCGCUUAGCUUGGAAACCCAGUAAACAGUCGAGACACCUAAACCUGCUGCGGCCAGCGCAGCGCGGUAAAUCCGAUCCAUUUAUCUCAAACUUCGUAGCCACCGGUGGUCGCAAUCCGAUCUUGCUCGUCGUCGGCGAUGUCAUCUCGCGACCACGCCGCAGCAGCUGCCGUAGCGCGAGUGGCGGUGGCCGGUGACGGCGCAAUCCUUGGAGUAGGCCUUGCUAUCUGUGCAGCGACCUCCUGGGUCAAGUAUCUCACAUCAUCCUCCUCCCUGGACCGAAUCCGCUCUGCACCCUCGCCUCGAAUAUCGGAUCUCCGGGCACUUCUUGCCGCAUCUGACGGAGAAUGCGAGGGCGAGGGCAAGCUGGUCGUUGUUCGCGGCCAGGUUCAUCUGAAGCCUACCGCUGAUUCUAACUGGAUGAACUCGAAAAACCAAAGCGCACUUAUUUCUCAGGGAUCUGGGGAGCGGGCUGUCAUCGUACAGCAGACGCAAACGUGCCUCUACAAUGAGUGGAAAGGUAUCUUUGGAUGGAGUAUUGAUCUCCAUGCUCUUUUUGCAAAAUCUUGGAGAGAGCAGCGGUCAAGCUCUCUGAGAUCGGUUCCAUUUAUUCUUGUGGAAGGUGGUCAAUGGCCUAAUUCUGGGUAUGUUCAUAUUAAUCUUGAUGGUUCACCCCAUCCACUUCCUCUCACAACUGUUUAUCAUCAGUUGCGGCCUAUUCAGCCUACACCUUACACCUUCUUCCAGGCCAUGUUUGGGAAUGGUUAUCCAGUGGCAUUAUUGGAUGAAGAAAAGAUUCUUGCAAUAGGCAAGGAGAUGACUGCAAUUGGCAAAUGCAGAUCACAAAAUGGAGCUCUUGAGUUGAAAUCCUGUCCAGAUCUUCCAUACUUUUUGUCUGAUAUGACGAAGGAUGAAAUUGAAGCACGUCUUGCUGCAAACAGCAGGAUCUUGUUUUGGAGUGGUGUUAUACUUGGAGCAUUUUCCAUUGGUUUACUGAGUUUUACCAUUUUUAGAAACUGGAGAAGAUGGAAAGAAUGGAGACGGAGAAGUCGAAGCCGAGAUCGACAUCGGAUGACUGAUGUCGAAAGUGCUGUUACUGAUGAAUUAGAAAAUGGAUCAGAUGAAGGGGAUGUGCCAGAAGGGCAACUUUGUGUGGUUUGUUUAAUGAGGCGAAAGAGAUCUGCCUUCGUCCCCUGUGGUCAUCUUGUCUGUUGUGUCCAGUGUGCCAUGUAUGUGCAGCACAGUGUGUCACCUAAAUGCCCUGUAUGUAGGCAAACCGCCUAUUCUUCCAUCAGGAUAUAUGAUUCAUGAGGAUUUCUUACUGCUGAAUAAUUCUUGCCACAAAAGGAGCCGCAGGAAUAUUGUGUACAUAUAUCAUCAUGGACUUGUUUCUGAAGAUCUCGUAUUGACUCGGACAAGCUUAAGCCUUCAAUCGAGGUGGAUGAAUCCAAUUUCUCUUGCUGCCCUUUGGUUUGAACAGCCAGGAUACAUUUAAGUUGAAUCUUGUAAAUCAUUUUUCUUUUUCUUUUAAGAGAAGGUUGCUAAUUGUUUUCGUUGCUUAAACUGGUCAUUGGCUAAGUGAUGGCAACCGACCUGGCAUCUCUGUGUGUUUUGUCCUUCUAACCUACUUUUGAUCUGGUAGUGGUGUUAAAAUUGUUUUCUGAUCUACUGUGAAGCUUUGAUUUUGUCUUUCUGUAAGUGGGAACUAAUAUUUGUCUAGUGUUAUUUUGCUUUUUAAAGGCUUCCUGGUGUUAAUUUUGC